UACAUCAUGGUGGAAUUAACUCAAAUGGGUCCCUCAAAUGGAUUUGCACAGUAGGCUCUAAGUAUCUGGGUAUCUUAUCUUCUUGGAUACAUAUCAGCAUUAAAUACAAGAAUCAAGGGAUGGGCUAUAGCCAGAAUAAGUCCAUCUGCUGAGACACCUACCACAUUUAUAUUGGGUUUUCCCUGCUUGACCAAGAAUAUUUUACAUUUUCCUUGGUAAAUUAUUCUCUUCCUGCCAACUGAUUCCUCCUUUUUCUGAUUUUCGCUGUCGUUUUGGUUUCUUUCUGCAAAAAAUAUUUUUCUUCCUGGGUGUGAACGUCCUCAGGACCUGCUAAUGCUGAUGUGAAACCAUGUCAAAGCCAGUGGGACUCUUAUGGCUGCCUUUGAUUUUUAAUCCUGUUUGUGUCAUGCUGAAUUCUAAUUUCCUCCUUUGGAUAACUGCCCUAGCAAUACGUUUUACGUUUAUUGAGGGACAAGCACAAUACCCAGUUGUAAUUACAAAUUAUGGCAAAAUCCGUGGUGUAAGAACACCCUUGCCCAAUGAAAUCCUUGGUCCUGUGGAACAGUAUUUGGGAGUCCCUUAUGCUUCUCCUCCAACUGGAGAGAGACGUUUCCAACCCCCAGAACCUCCUUCAUCAUGGACUGGUAUACGGAAUGCCACACAAUUUGCUGCUGUUUGCCCACAGUAUCUGGAUGAGAGGUCGCUGCUUAAUGAUAUGCUACCAAUUUGGUUUACUGCCAACUUGGAUACUGUAAUGACCUAUGUGCAAGAUCAAAAUGAAGACUGCCUUUAUCUGAACAUCUACAUACCAACUGAGAAUGGUAAGUAUAUUCACUAACCAUGAACUGGCCAGUUGGCCAAUUUGCACAAUUUAUUGAAGCAUACACUGUAGGAAUUCUGCAGUGACCUAUGUGAGGAACUAUAAAAAUAUUAUUGGUUCUUAUUAGAUUAAAACAUUAUAAGAAUAGCCUGUAUUACUUGUUCACAUUUGUUACAUGCAUUUAU
Molecule: messenger RNA, 1005 nt
Organism: Protobothrops mucrosquamatus (brown spotted pit viper)
Lineage: Eukaryota; Metazoa; Chordata; Lepidosauria; Squamata; Viperidae
Product: neuroligin-4, X-linked-like
Exons: 1
Coding region: 350-838 (162 amino acids)
Biological process (GO): chemical synaptic transmission; neuron cell-cell adhesion; postsynaptic membrane assembly
Cellular component (GO): postsynaptic specialization membrane; synapse; cell surface
Molecular function (GO): signaling receptor activity; neurexin family protein binding
Source: RefSeq, a predicted model, not a curated record